CUUAGAAUAUAUUAAUCAAUACAUUGAUUAAUUAAUGUUAUUCACAAUUCACCAUUAUUAACCAUAGUUCAUCUAUUUUAAUAUAAAGACGUUUACUGUUAUCAUUCAUCUUACCUAUUGUGAUAUAUCGAGGUAUGGAGAUAUUAAAGACAAUAAAGAUCACUGGCAAUGAAAAAAGUGGACGAUACUAGUGUCAUACAAUCAACUACUUUCAAUAAAUCUGAUUUCCCAGCUGAAAAUGAUGUUAACUGUAAUCCUAAUCCAUCCUCGAGUUUAAAGAGAACCGCUUGUCAAGCUGGGUCUUCUGAAGAUAACGGUGAUCCAGAAUAUGCUCGGAAAGUAAUAGUUUUGGAACCUGAGGUAUCUAGUGUUCAACAGAAUAGUGAAAUAAAAUUGCCUGAAACAAAUCAGAACACUUUAUCUGAACCGACUGUCACAUCCACCUCUUCAAUCUUGAAUACAACAACCAAAGUUGUAGUAUCUAACACAAUCAGUUCAACUAACAAUAUCAAAUCAAUUGGAACAAACUUACAAAAUAAUUAUGGAUCUUCUCCCAGUGUUUCUGUACAUCAACCAAGGCAGCAACAACAAACGUCAGAAAAGACAUCGGCGAAUACUACACCUAGAACUAGUACACGUAGACUUCAUGUUUCGAAUAUUCCUUUCCGGUUUCGAGAAGCUGAUUUACGGUCUUUAUUAGGUCCUUUCGGUCCGAUAUUGGAUGUUGAAAUAAUUUUCAAUGAAAGAGGUUCUAAGGGUUUUGGGUUUGUUACAUUCAUGAAUGCAGCUGAUGCAGAGAAAGCACGCGAAAAUCUUAAUGGGCAUGUCGUAAUGGGUCGGAAAAUAGAGGUAAACCAUGCAACUACACGAGUUCUUACAAAGAAGCGUACUGAUAAUGCAAUCUCAGCUGGAGGAAAUAAAGCUUCUAACUUUAACAACCAAAAUAUUGGAUUGAAUAAUUACACUAGUACUUUGGCUUCCAGACCGCGGAUUACUGGGACAUCUGUAGGAACUAGUAAUAGUGUUGUUGCUGCAGCAAUUUCAGCUGCUGCUGCUGUAGCUGCAAUGUCAGGUUCAGGAAUUGUCAAUAAUCAUACUUUAAAUGGACUAUGUCAUUUACCAAGUUUGCAUUCUAGUAAUUUAUCAGGAAACAAUUUAAUUUUGAAUCAGAAUAAGUCAUCAUUAUCACCGUUAACAUCAUCUACAAUAUCUACAGUAACAUCGACAUCUAUUCCAUCGUUGUCGUCAUCAGUCUCAUCAUCAUCAUCUGCAGCUCUAGUUAAUCUUCUUAAAGCUCAACAUCAACAACAGAAUUUAGCGGCAGCUGCUACAGCGGUUGCUUUACAACAACACAAUCAACUGAAUGGUACUAACAGUCAAAAUACUCAAGCUUUACUUGCUGCUCUUAUGCUUCAAAAUCUCAAUACUCCCAAUCAACUUAUCAAACAAUCUUUAAGUAGCCUUUCGUUUCCAUUAGAGAAUGCCGUUUCUAAUCUCCCAAUUCAAACACAGCCACAACAAUCACAGACAACCAUGUUCAACAGUAGUAAUAGUAAUAAUAGUAACAAUAAUGUUAAUUAUGCUACUAAUAAUAUUGGUACCAACAGUCCUGGUCUAAAUCCGCUUACCUUACUCGGAAUAAAUAAUCCAAGCAUGAAUCAAUCAAAUAUUGGCUCUGAUCUAUUAUUAAGUCCUCAACAUAUUCGAUCAUAUCAAAUGCUGAAACAAACACUUGGGAAUGUAAACCCAAUUAUUCCAAAUAACCUUUCUCUUGCUACUGCUCCAUUCUUAGCUUCAAAUCUGAAUUUUCCCACGCCACAAAUUGCUUUACCGCUAAUAAAUCAUUCUAAUAAUGGACAAAAUUUAAAUCUUUUCACAUCAUCUUCAUCACCAUCAUCAUCAACACCAACAUCUAUUGGAUCAUCAAUUCAAUUGGGAACAAAUUUAGAUUUAAAUUCAAAUGAAACUAAAUUAUGGUUAGCUUCACUGAUUGGUAAUAAUAAUAGUUGUGUACAAUCAGAUUUAGGCAUAGCUAAUAAUAAUUUAACUAAUCAAAUUUAUCAAAUGUAUAAAUCUAAUGCAAAUUUAAAUGAUACUACUAAUACUACUACUAAUAAUAAUAAUAGUAAUACAUUAUUGAAAGUUAAUUGUUUGUCAAAGCCACAAUUGAAUAUCAAUGAAAAUAAAACCAAUUCAUCAAAUACAUUGACAGAUACUACAAAUACUGGUAUUUCACAAAUUCAUGAUAAUCGAAAUAAAAAUAACGAACAUACUUUAACACAAAGUCUUUCCAAUUCAAUUAACACUACAAAGAGUAGCGUUUCAAACUUAACGAAUGUUUUUUCAACACCUGGAAACACACUUACAGAUGCCAAUAAUCUAGUCAAUGUUGCUGUAUCCUCUUUGAAUCCAUUCAAUUUUGGAUUAACUCCAUUAACUGCGAUUCCUUAUAAUCCUAAUUCAUAUAUAAAUGGUACUGCUGCUAGUGUAUUGACUGAUUUGUUUAACAGUGUUCCAAUACAACAACAAACAUCAUCUCUGUCAAAUAAUUCCGCUUUAUCUGGAUUUGGUUCAACCAAUUGUUUUUGGCCAAUCAUUCCAUCGGUAUCCAAUCUUACUGUUCCUGCUCCUGGUUUAACUACGCCAUUGGUGAUUGGAAGUCAAAAUCUUUAUCGUAAUAGUGCUACUACCAUACCUCGUUUCUCUACUUACUGAUGUCCACGCAAAUCUUUCUCUCUCUCUCUCUCUCUCUCUCUCUCUCUAUAUAUAUAUAUAUAUAUAUAUAUAUAUAUAUAUAUAUAUAUAUGCGUGUGCAUUUAAACAUUCCGCCAUUGAAAGUUAAAUAUUUUCUUUCCUUAAUGAAUAAUUUUUUGGUGAACAAUUGAAAUUCUUGAUUUUGUUUUUCUUUCUCAUUAAACAUAUUGGGUAGAUAAUUUUAUUUUUUAAAUAUUUCCUCUUGUAUAUUUCAAGAUAAUAAUUAUCUCAUAUUUUAUCUUUCUAGUCAUUAGCCCAUGAUAAAAUAAUCAUUUAAUCAUGUUAUGUAAUUAAUUGAUUAAUUUAUUGAUUGUUUGUUUGUGAUAAAUUUCUAUUGAUUUCCUAUUU
Messenger RNA from Schistosoma margrebowiei, 3102 nucleotides. The record is from the annotation of a GenBank genome assembly. NCBI's taxonomy places the organism in Eukaryota, Metazoa, Platyhelminthes, Trematoda, Strigeidida, Schistosomatidae.